Molecule: messenger RNA, 943 nt
Organism: Saccostrea cuccullata (small rock oyster)
Lineage: Eukaryota; Metazoa; Mollusca; Bivalvia; Ostreida; Ostreidae
Exons: 5
Coding region: 322-798 (158 amino acids)
Source: RefSeq, a predicted model, not a curated record
UAAAGGGUAUGUUGAUGUUGUAUGUUAAGGAUUUCUACUCAACAUCAAUUUUUAUUGCAGUUACCAAAAGAAGUGCAAAUUGCAUUAGCUCGCCUCUGUAGAAUAUUUUUUCAUUAGAGUUUCGAUCGGCGUGUCGUGACAUCGGUUUAUUUACGUGUCUCCUGAGAUGUAUCUAACUCUCUCAAUUUUCUUCCAUAAAAACAAAUGCAAAUAAUGGAAAAAUUAUACUGAAAGCAAAUUUCUAGAAAACAUGUUUAUUUCCUUAAAUGUGGAUAGUACUGAAACCUGAAGGAUUGAUUUGAUCCACCUGAAGAUUUCAUCAUGAACUACAACAUGCUAGGCGGUCUGCAUCUUGUCCUCGUCGUAACUGUCCUAACGAUGCUUAUACAUUGGACAACUGCAAUAUUUUCAGACGAGUUUCCACCAUAUCGUUCAUUGUCAUCGGAAAUCAUUGUAGAAAACGAAAUGUUACCUACAAAUAAACGAUAUGCUGUGUUAUCAUAUAACUUUGGAAAUAACAGACGAUAUUCACCUAGUUAUUCGCAACGGAGAAAUACAUACUUCCCUAAAAGAAGAAGGUACAGUUCCUACUGGCGACCAUGGGAGAGCCUUCCAAACACAAACUGCUAUCGUCAGCGGUGCUCUACGUCCUCAGACUGUUGUCAACGUCAUAAUAUUUGCGAUCCCUACGUCAAAGUUUGUCAUGAUUGUUGGCAUGGUUACAAAUGUCAAACGUCCAAUGACUGUUGUAGUCGUUAUCCAUAUUGUCACCCCCAUAAAAAAGAGUGCUAUAACUGAUAAGCAUCAGCUUCCCCCAUGUCCACCGCUGCGACGUAUCGAUAAUCAUCAGAAUUAUUAUCAAUUUAUUUUUGUGCUGCUAUCAUUUUCAUAAUAAAGCUUUAAAUGGUAACAUCAAUUGCGUUCAGUUAUCAUAAAAGAAUUA